ACUAAGAACAAAAGAGCAGCAUCUCCAGAGUCCAGCUGUGUGUCUAUGAGGAGUGAUCAAUCCAUGCCACAUUCCCCUAACUUCAGCGCUGGAUCAGUGACCUUUAACCCCAGUGACACUAAGAACAAAAGAGCAGCAUCUCCAGAGUCCAGCUGUGUGUCUAUGAGGAGUGAUCAAUCCAUGCCACAUUCCCCUAACUUCAGCGCUGGAUCAGUGACAUUUAACCCCAGAGAUGACAAAACUGGAGACCUGCAGCAGGAUUCCCACCAACCAGAUGAUCAACUACAGAGAGUCCAAGACCAGCACAAAACCUGCAUGAAGAACAAGUAUGAGAUAUUAUUUGAGGGACUGAAACUCCAGGCGAAUGAAAGCCUCCUGAACAGGAUCUACACACAGCUCUAUAUCAUAGAGGGAGAGAAAGAAGGAGUAAAUGAAGAACAUGAGGUUUUAUUGAUUGAGAAAACAGCCAGAACACAACACUCACAAGACACUCCAAUCUACUGCAAUGAUAUCUUUAAAGCCUCAGCUGAAGCAGGACGUGAGGAGAAAGAACAAGUCAAGACUGUUCUUACUAAAGGUAUUGCUGGAAUUGGAAAAACUGUCUCUGUCCAGAAGUUCAUUCUGGACUGGGCCGAGGGAAAAGCCAAUCAGGAUGUAGAUUUCAUGUUUGUGCUUCCAUUUCGAGAGCUGAACUUGAUCCGAGAUCAUCAGUACAGUCUUCACAGACUUCUGCUGGACUUUCAUCCUGAACUUCAAGAUCUGGACUCAAAUAUUUAUGAGGAGUGUAAAGUUGUGUUCAUCUUUGAUGGUCUGGAUGAAAGCAGAAUCACACUGAUGUUUUCAGACGCUCAGAAAGUUUGUGAUGUGACUGAGACUUCAUCAGUGGCUGUGUUGUUGUCAAACCUCAUGAAAGGAGAGCUGCUUCCCUCUGCUCUCAUCUGGAUCACCUCCAGACCAGCAGCAGCCAAUCAGAUCCCCUCUGAAAACAUCAACCGUCUGACAGAAAUUCAGGGAUUCAGUGAGCCUCAGAAGGAGGAAUAUUUCAGGAAGAGAAUCAGUGAUGAGCAUCAAGCCAGCAGAAUCAUCUCACACAUCAGAAGAGCAAGAAGCCUCCACAUCAUGUGCCACAUCCCCAUCUUCUGCUGGAUCUCAUCCACUGUGCUUCAGAAGCUCCUGGAAGAAGAUCGGAAUGCAGAAAUCCCUCAAACUCUGACUGAAAUGUACAUCCACUUCCUACUGAUUCAGAUCAACAUGAGGAAGCAGAAGUAUGAAGAGAGAGAUCCAGAGAAACUCCUGCAGUCCAACAGAGAAGUGAUUGUGAAACUUGCUGAAGUGGCUUUCAAACAGCUGAUGAAGGGCAAUGUGAUGUUCUAUGAGGAGGACCUGAUUGAGAGCAGCAUAGACGUCACUGACGCCUCUGUGUAUUCUGGGAUAUGCACUGAGAUCUUUAAGCAGGAAUCUGUGAUUCAUCAGAGGAAAGUCUACAGCUUCAUACAUCUGAGCGUUCAGGAGUUUCUCGCUGCUUUCCAUGUGUUUUACUGCUAUUUAAUGAAGAACAUGGAGCCAGUGAAGUUGUUUCUGGAUGAUAAACUUGAGAGGUACAGGUACAGAUCUGAGGAAAACUCUCUGUAUGAGCUGCUAAAAUCAGCAGUUGAUGAAACUUUAAAGAGUGAGAAUGGACGUCUGGAUCUGUUCCUGCGGUUCCUGCUGGGCAUCUCACUGGAGUCCAAUCAGAGACUCUUACAGGAUCUACUGACACAUACAGAGAACAGCUCAAAUAGCAUCAAGACAAUCACACUGUACAUUAAAGACAAGAUCAAGACAGAUGACUAUAACAUGAAACUAUCAGAUGACGGCUCCAUCAGUCUGUUCCUCUGUUUGCUGGAAGUAAAAGAUCAGACUCUGUCCAGAGAGAUUCAGGAGUUUGUGAAAUCAGACACACACUCAGGAAAGAAACUCUCUCCUGCUCACUGCUCAACAAUUGCCUACAUGCUUCAGAUGUUAGAGGAGCCGCUCGAUGAGCUUGAUCUCAUGAAAUUCAACACAUCAGAUGAGGGGAGAGGAAGACUGAUACCAGCUGUGAUCAACUGCAGAAAAGCUCUGUAA
Cyprinus carpio (common carp) is the source of this 2106-nucleotide messenger RNA. RefSeq names its product protein NLRC3-like. The record is from RefSeq and is a predicted model, not a curated record. The coding region runs from base 46 to 2106 and encodes 686 amino acids. NCBI's taxonomy places the organism in Eukaryota, Metazoa, Chordata, Actinopteri, Cypriniformes, Cyprinidae. The transcript is spliced from 3 exons.